Oryzias latipes (Japanese medaka) is the source of this 5098-nucleotide messenger RNA. NCBI's taxonomy places the organism in Eukaryota, Metazoa, Chordata, Actinopteri, Beloniformes, Adrianichthyidae. The record is from RefSeq and is a predicted model, not a curated record.
GUGUUCUGAUAGCAAGUAUUUUCCUAAAAUUUUCAGAAGUUUGCACACUGGUGUUGGACCGUUCUUUUUAAAAAUGACAUAUUUUAUAUUUUUUUACUGUAACCAACAAAUCCAUCAUUGAUAUACAACACAAAUCAAGCUACUCUGAGCUGCAUGCAAAAGCUUCUGGUGAAACAUUUGAAUACCAGAAGAAUUUCAACAAAACAGCAAAACUCAAAAAUUCCUGUCUUCAGAACGAGCACUGAAAGCGCACGCGCUGCGAGUCAUAGACACGCCUCUUUUCUGUUUUCACGGAGGUCCUUGCGUGAAAGGGGUGUGCACAACUUCUGUGAUGUUUGCAUCUAAAAUAAGUAGGAUGAGCUGGUUUGAGGAUUUCUGUGAACGUGUGAAGCUCAGGGGAGGGAGGAAAUAAGACAGAGAAAGAGAACAGUUCCCAGCCAAGCGAGAUAAAGGUUCGGUUCGUUUUUGAGCGCAGGUUCAGGAGUUCCGGCUCUGAACUUGUCUUCAGCCACCAGCUCUGGUUGUGCGCUCCUCCUGCGUGCACAUGACUUGAUCAGGCCGAAAUGUUGGAAACAGUUUGAAUUUGGAAAGUCACGUGCACGUCAGCGAUCUCCAUUUCAUUAAUCCUUCAUUUAGCGCUCUCAGACUCAGGCAUGACUGACGCACGCGCACACAACCCACGUGACUGCGGUGGUUCUAUGAGUGACGGAACUGUCCGGUAAUGACGUCACCCUUCCAGAUUUGGAUUACCUUCCACUAUCCAUGAUCUGUAAUGACAACAAUCUGCAUUACUUUUAUGGAUAAAUACAUGUUAUGAUGUCAUUUUACGUCACUGAAUAAAGCUAUACACAUGUUAUGAUGUCAUUUUACGUCACUGAAUAAAGCUAGACACAUGUAAUGAUGUCAUUUUACGUCACUGAAUAAAGCUAGACACAUGUUAUGAUGUCAUUUUACGUCACUGAAUAAAGCUAGACACAUGUUAUGAUGUCAUUUUACGUCAUGGCAAUCAAGCAGUGAAUCUUUAAAUAUACCUUGAGUUUCCCAGGAGAAACAUCUCAAAGUUCAAUAUAGAAAUUUAAACACUUUUGAUUAACUGUGUUCUAAGAUUAAAUCUUUAAAACUGACAGACGAUCUAAAGAAGAACAGACUGAAAGAAAAAAUGUCAAGAAAAGGAAAUAGACAAACUGAAGCCUUUGAGCUGAGGGUAGGCAGUGAGUUGGUGGGAAAUAAGGGGGUCUAUAUAGUUAAGGAAUUCCUGGGAGAAGGAGGUUUUGGAAAAGUGGCUAAAUGUAGUAAAUUGUGGAGUCUAGAAUAUUACGCUGUUAAAAUCAUGAAAAUAUCCAGAGAAGGACAGAAAGAGUUUGAAACAAUGAAACUGAUCCAAGACCUGGACCCUGAUGAGAACCACUUGAUUAAGAUGUACGAAUGCUUCACAUAUAGAAAUAUGACUUGCAUAGUGUACGAGCUCUUGGAGGUCAAUUUUCAUGAUUCCUUGAUGAAUGAGCAGCAGCUGGUCCCUUUGUGUUAUAUCAGAUUCAUUGCUCAGCAGUUGCUCAAGGCUCUCAAAGCGCUCAAAAGUAUCGGUGUGGCACACUGCGACAUAAAAUUAGACAACAUUAUGUUUGCGGAUCUAGAUGACAUGAAUGUAAAACUCAUAGACUUUGGUCUGGCUGUAGAGACACAUGAACUUUUAACCGGAACCAAAAUGCAAGUAACUCAAUUCAGAGCUCCUGAAGUUAUCUUGGGUCUCCCUUUAGAUGAAAGCGUUGACAUGUGGGCACUUGGCAUGGUGUUGGCCUGUGUUUACUGUGGAUAUUAUCUCUUUCCAUCAAGUACCGAAUACGAAACAAUUCGAGCUAUGGUGCAGAUAUUUGGUUUACCUGAAGCUGACGUUCUCGAUAGGGCAAACUACAAAGAUGCCUUUUUCACUAGGGACAACGGUGACUUAAGACUAUGCACACCAGAAGAAUACACCGAAAUAACUGGGAAUAGAGUGAGAUGCAUGAAUACUGUGAUAGAUUUCGAUGCUAUGACUGAUCAACAUCGGAAUAUGUACGAAAUGCACGAUGAUGACGACCACAAAGCUUUCAUUGACCUUCUCAAGCGCAUUCUGGAAGUCAAUCCUCAACGCAGAAUCACACCAAGUCAAGCCCUCGAACACGACUUCAUCACCAUGAAGCACCUUGCAGGAAAAAGUAAGGCAGCAUAUGCUGCUGGAUGUGAAGGCGUCAUGGGAAAGACGCCGCCGUCAGAAGCACAAGUAAAUCCCUCAGCAUCUUCUAGUUCAAGCUUGAGUGGAUCCUCUAACCAAAGCCUGAUAUCAUCAAUGUCAGAAAGUGAAAUUGUAGACGUGAGGGAAGUUCUUUCAGCUGGAAGUGCAGAUGAACAAUCAAGUCACUCCAGCCUUAACAGCUCUGACUCCUGUGAGAAACCCGUGUUCCAGGAAAAUUUGGAAAAGCCGGAAGAUCUGCAGACAAACAAAGACAAGGCAAAAAUGUCAAGAAAAGGAAAUAGAAAAUCGGAAGCCCUUGAGCUGAUGGAAGGCCAUUAUUUGGUGGGAAAUCAGGGGAUCUAUAAAGUUCAGGAAUUCCUGGGACAAGGAGGUUUUGGAAAAGUGGCUAAAUGUACUAAAUUGGGAAGUCCGGAAAUGUAUGCAAUUAAAAUCAUAGCAAAUGUCCAAGAAGGCAAGGAAGAGUUUGAAUCCAUGAAACUAAUCCAAGUUCUGGAUCCUGAUGAGCACCACUUGAUGAAGAUGUAUGAGUGUUUCUCAUUUCAAAAUGUGAUUUGCUUGGUGUACGAGAUCCUGGAAGAAAGCUUGGAAGAUUUCUUGAUCAAAAAUGAAUGCAAAGCCACACCUUUGACUUAUGUCAGAGCUAUUGCUCAGCAGAUGUUUCAGGCUCUCAAAGCCCUCAAAAGUAUCGGUGUGGUUCACUGUGACAUAAAAUUGGACAACAUUAUGUUUGCGGACAAAAAAUCCUUGAAAUUCAAACUCAUAGACUUUGGUCUGGCGGUAGAGACAAAGGAACUUCCAAUCGGAACCGAAAUCCAAGUAACUCGAUUCAGAGCACCUGAAGUUAUCCUGGGUCUCCCUUUAGAUGAAAGCGUUGACAUGUGGGCACUUGGCAUGGUGUUGGCCUGUGUUUACUUUGGAAAUUAUCCCUUUCCAUCAAGAACCGAAUACGAAACAAUACGAGCUAUGGUGCAGAUAUUUGGUUUACCUGAAACUGACGUUCUCGAUAGGGCAAGCUGCAAAGAUGCCUUUUUCACUAGGGACAACGGUGACUGGAGGCUAUGCACACCAGAAGAAUACACCAAAUCAACUGGGAAAGAAUUGAGAAAAAAGAAUCAUGUGAUAGAUUUUGAUGCUAUGACUGAUAAACAUCGGAAUAUGUACGAAAUGCACGAUGAUGACGACCACAAAGCUUUCAUUGACCUUCUCAAGUGCAUUCUGGAAGUCAAUCCUCAACGCAGAAUCACGCCGAGUCAAGCCCUCGAACACGACUUCAUCACCAUGAAGCACCUUGCAGGAAAAAGUAAGGCAGCAUAUGCUGCUGGAUGUGAAGGCGUCAUGGGAAAGAUGCCGCCGUCAGAAGCACAAGUAAAUCCCUCAGCAUCUUCUAGUUCAAGCUUGAGUGGAUCCUCUAACCAAAGCCUGAUAUCAUCAAUGUCAGAAAGUGAAAUUGUAGACGUGAGGGAAGUUCUUUCAGCUGGAAGUGCAGAUGAACAAUCAAGUCACUCCAGCCUUAACAGCUCUGACUCCUGUGAGAAACCCGUGUUCCAGGAAAAUUUGGAAAAGCCGGAAGAUCUGCAGACAAACAAAGACAAGGCAAAAAUGUCAAGAAAAGGAAAUAGAAAAACGGAAGCCCUUGAGCUGAUGGAAGGCCGUAAUUUGGUGGGAAAUCAGGGGAUCUAUAAAGUUCAGGAAUUCCUGAGACAAGGAAGUUUUGGAAAAGUGGCUAAGUGUACGAAAUUGGGAAGUCCGGAAAUGUAUGCAAUCAAAAUCAUAACAAAUGUCCAAGAAGGCAAGGAAGAGUUUGAAUCCAUGAAACUAAUCCAAGUUCUGGAUCCUGAUGAGAACCACUUGAUGAAAAUGUAUGAGUGUUUCUCAUUUCAAAAUGUGAUUUGCUUGGUGUACGAGAUCCUGGAAGAAAGCUUGGAAGAUUUCUUGAUCAAAAAUGAAUGCAAAGCCACACCUUUGACUUAUGUCAGAGCUAUUGCUCAGCAGAUGUUUCAGGCUCUGAAAGCACUCAAAAGUAUCGGUGUGGUUCACUGUGACAUAAAAUUGGACAACAUUAUGUUUGCGGACAAAAAAUCCUUGAAAUUCAAACUCAUAGACUUUGGUCUGGCUGUAGAGACAAAGGAACUUCCAAUCGGAACCAAAAUCCAAGCAAUUCCAUUCAGAGCACCUGAAGUUAUCCUGGGUCUCCCUUUGAAUGAAAGUAUUGACAUGUGGGCACUUGGAGUUAGUUUGGCGACUGUUUACAGUGGAAAUUAUGCUUUUCCGGAUGAUUAUGAUUAUGAAACCAUCAGAGCGAUGGUGCAGAUAUUCGGGUUACCAGAGGAAGAACUUCUUUCUGCAGGACUAAACACUCAAAACUAUUUUACUUGGGACAGCGGUGUAAACGGCUGGAGGCUGUACACAGCAGAGGAAUAUACCCAAAGAACAAUGUCAAAUGUCAAUGGGAAUCAUGUGAUAAAUCUUGACCAGAUGACUGAGAUUCAUCAAAAGCAGUUUGACAUGUACGAUGAUGACGACCACAAAGCUUUCAUUGACCUUCUCAAGCGCAUGCUGGAAGUCAAUCCUCAACGCAGAAUCACGCCGAGUCAAGCCCUCGAACACGACUUCAUCACCAUGAAGCACCUUGCAGGAAAAAAGUGCUGUCAAGAUGACGACGUCAUGGGAGACAGGCAGCUGGGACGAAAGAAAAAAAACCUCUCCAGUGAUAAACACGGUUCUUGAAAAGUCUAGGAGUCACAAGUGUUUUAGGCGUUUUAUUAUUUUCUUUUGUGAAUUUCUGCCUUAUUAAUGUUAAAUUAGUUUGGGUUUUCUCCUGGAGCUCAGGUUUGCCCUUAAAAAAAUUCCCAUAGCUUAUUAAUA